Molecule: messenger RNA, 805 nt
Organism: Closterium sp. NIES-67
Lineage: Eukaryota; Viridiplantae; Streptophyta; Zygnematophyceae; Desmidiales; Closteriaceae
Source: the annotation of a GenBank genome assembly
ACGAAACACCAAGAGUACAUCUCAAAUCUCCGGCUCUCCACCAUGGCGACUCUGCUUGCUUCUUCGUUCUUGGUCGCCACUCCCGCAGCUUCCCUCGGGAGUCGCACGACUUUGUGUCAGUCUUCUUCGCAGGUUGCUCUUGCAGCGCCCGUGAGCCAAGAUGCCCUGAAGGUUACAGGCUAUCCACAAGUUUAUUGUGGUCGUGGGGACAAGCGUACCGCGAAGGGGAAGAGGACUCGUGGAUCCUUUGGCAACUGCCGGCCGAGGUCUGCGAAGGGCAAGAGCCGUCUGGGCCUGCCUCUGACACCAGUGCCAGCCGGGAGCGGCUCGCGCAAGCGGCUGGAGGACGACACGGAGUACAUCCACAUCGACCUGGACGAGGAGAUCAACCGAUAAGCUGUCGCCGGAUAGGUUCUAUGCGGCUGUACUCGAAAUGUCAGCGCCUUGUUCGAUGCAGUGACGUUGUCAAUAACUAUUUUUGUUCCCGUGGCAGAAAUGUAAGCUUCCGUGUCCAUUUCUUCCCAACCAAGGCAUGGAGUGUGAAACCAUGUCUGAACUGAACCAGGGAAUAGGCCGACUACGCUCUUUCGAUAGCAACCAUAUGUGGCCUGCUGGGUUUGGGGUUUUGCUUCCAGAGCCACAUGUUAUCCAAAGGUCCUUAUAUCAAAAGUUAUGACCACUCGGUGUCUGCGGAAGCCUUUGAGAGGUCUCUUCGCCAACUCCAAAUGAUGUGCUGAAGGUGGGCCUAGUUCUGAGGAGGUUUUGUGAAAUUCAUUCAAACUGGGGUUUCAGUGAUGCUUUUUGU